ACUGCUGAGGAACAAGAGGAAUCCUGACUGUUAUUCCCGUCUUUGCAACUUAGCAGGAUACCACAUCAAGCCGAGCACAUUUGUCUGCGAUGAGCCCCAAACAACAUUAUAAUAGACCUCAGAGCGUCAUACUGAUUUUAAUCAUAAAACUGAGCCGCGCAGGCGCACUUUGGACAAAUUACCACUCCGAUUUUACGCGAGUGCAGCCAAAUUCAGGCUCAUACAAAACACGUAAUCUACCUGAGAGUUGUCGCAGUUAAAUGAACAGACAGUCUUUGCUAAAUAUCACUUGAUGCAUUUAUAUCAACGUUACAAAUACACGUAUCGGUCCCUUUAGUUUCAAAAAUAGGCAAAGUACUCGUUUCCGGGUGCAAUGACGUCUCCACGGAAUGUGGAGGGAAUCCUCUUGAUUUAAAAUCAUCUUUGGCACCAGAUGACAUGAGCGUUCUGAAUGUCAUUUCCCCAAACAUGAAACCAGCACAGCAGACACACUCUCAGAGGUUCAGUGAGAUAAACAGGAGACCAAAUGUUCAUUAAUUCACUGUGUGGCUGUAAAAGGUUCCACAGUUACUGCUGAACAAGACCGGAAGUCACAGGAUCUCCAACUCCUAAUAAUGGGGCACUUUAAGACUUUGAAACCCUUAUUCAAAGUUCCAAAGCACUGGGUGUCUUUCACGUUUACCAAACCCAGAUGUUGUUCUAAUUCAGCCAACACAAAUCCAGCAACCAGAGAGAAGAGGAGGACUGUAGAGGAGUUCAAGUCCCAGCUGUCUUCUGGUCCAAGUUUUAAGAGUUUCAUCCAAGCAGAUCCCACGAGGAAGACUUCUGCAGCACAUGGACAGUGGUCUGAAGAGAAGAGCUAUCUUUCUGAGGACUUGGACUUGGGGAACUCAAGGAAAGUGUACUUUGAGACGUAUGGCUGUCAGAUGAAUGUGAGCGACACAGAGAUUGCCUGCUCCAUACUGCAGAGUAAAGGAUACCACAGGACGUCUGAUUUAAAAGAGGCAGACGUUGUCCUGCUGGUAACAUGCUCUGUAAGAGAGAAAGCAGAACAAACCAUCUGGAAUAGACUUCAACAGCUGACAGCGAUGAAGAAGAAACGGCCAAAGAGCCAAGCACCAAUGAAGAUAGGAAUCUUAGGUUGCAUGGCAGAGAGGCUGAAGACGGAGCUCUUAGAGAGGGAGAAGCUUGUGGAUGUUAUUGCUGGACCAGAUGCCUACAGGGACCUCCCCCGCCUGUUAGCCGUAUCUGAUGGAGGUCAUCAGGCAAGCAACGUGCUGCUGUCAUUAGAGGAGACGUACGCUGACAUCAUGCCGGUCCACCACACGGCUCAGGGGCACAGUGCUUUUGUGUCCAUCAUGAGAGGCUGUGACAACAUGUGCAGCUACUGCAUUGUUCCCUUCACCCGGGGCAGAGAGAGGAGUCGACCCAUCAGUUCCAUACUGGAGGAAGUGCGAAUACUCUCUAACCAGGGAGUGAAGGAGGUGACUCUGCUGGGUCAGAACGUGAACAGUUACAGAGACACAUCAGAAGAACAGUUCUGUGGUCCAAACAUGACCCAGCUCAGCCGGGGAUUCAAGACCAUCUACAGAACCAAACAGGGAGGUCUGCGCUUCUCUGACCUGCUGGAUCGGGUGUCACACAUCGACCCUGACAUGAGGAUCAGAUUCACGUCCCCUCACCCCAAAGAUUUCCCUGAUGAGGUUUUGCAUCUGAUUGCUGAGCGGGGGAACAUUUGUCAGCAGAUCCACCUCCCGGCGCAGAGUGGGAGCAGCAGAGUCCUGAAAGCAAUGCGUCGUGGCUACACCAGAGAAGCGUACCUCGAUCUUGUGAGCAACAUCAAGAGAAUUAUCCCAGAGGUGAGUCUCAGCAGUGACUUCAUCUCAGGCUUCUGUGAAGAGACGGAGGAAGACCACCAGCAGACGCUGUCCCUGAUCAGAGAGGUGGGCUACAAUGUGGGGUUCCUGUUUGCCUACAGUAUGAGAAAGAAAACUCACGCCUUCUAUCGACUACAAGACGACGUCCCAGCGGAGGUGAAGCAGCGAAGGCUGGAAGAGUGUAUCAGUGUUUUCAGAGAGGAGGCAGCGAGGGUCAACGUGGCUCUCAUCGGAGGCACACAGCUGGUCCUAGUGGAGGGAGAAAGUAAAAGGUCUUCACAGGACCUGUGUGGGCGGACUGAUGGAAACAUGAAAGUGAUUUUCCCAAAAGAGGAUGUGGCCGUCCAUCCUGCUGAGUCAAACACAGCUCCAGUCCAUGCUGGAGACUAUGUGCUGGUGAAGAUAUCGUCUGCCACCUCCCAGAGUCUGAGAGGCCGAGCCCUGCACCACAGCUCGCUGAGGAGCACAGAGAAGCACUCUGGACUGAUGAACACCCUGCCCCUGUCUGAAACAGAGCUCAGACACUGACCUCCUCAGAUGACGACACACAGAGGGUGUUUAUACGGACAUUUGAGUUGUUCUACUGUCAGAUUGGACUGUGAUGAUGAGUGUUAUUUAUACAGCUGCUAUCUCUCUACAUAUUAAACUGCUGAAGAGACCACAACA
This is a messenger RNA of Notolabrus celidotus (New Zealand spotty), 2543 nucleotides long. RefSeq names its product CDK5 regulatory subunit associated protein 1 (gene cdk5rap1). NCBI's taxonomy places the organism in Eukaryota, Metazoa, Chordata, Actinopteri, Labriformes, Labridae. The record is from RefSeq and is a predicted model, not a curated record. Gene Ontology annotation, molecular function: tRNA-2-methylthio-N(6)-dimethylallyladenosine(37) synthase activity; 4 iron, 4 sulfur cluster binding. Bases 615 to 2405 code for a protein of 596 amino acids. Gene Ontology annotation, biological process: tRNA modification; negative regulation of cyclin-dependent protein serine/threonine kinase activity. The transcript has 13 exons. Gene Ontology annotation, cellular component: mitochondrion; cytosol.